Papaver somniferum (opium poppy) is the source of this 630-nucleotide messenger RNA. Its product is annotated as probable serine/threonine-protein kinase PBL7. Gene Ontology annotation, biological process: protein phosphorylation. The record is from RefSeq and is a predicted model, not a curated record. Gene Ontology annotation, molecular function: protein kinase activity; ATP binding. The transcript is spliced from 2 exons. NCBI's taxonomy places the organism in Eukaryota, Viridiplantae, Streptophyta, Magnoliopsida, Ranunculales, Papaveraceae. Bases 1 to 630 code for a protein of 209 amino acids.
AUGAAGAUAGCAGAGGGUGUUGCCAAGGCUUUAGAAUAUCUGCAUAAUCAAAAGCUUCCUCCUAUAAUUUAUGGUGGCUUGAAAACAACUGGUAUUUUACUCGAUGAAAAUUAUAAUCCAAAGCUGUCAGAUUCCAACUGUGUAAACCAUGUUGCUAGAUCGGGUUAUACCGGGGAGCAUGAAAAGUUGGCAUACGGUUAUAUUGCUACAGAGUUGUUUUUUAGUAGCAGAGUCUCUUUCAAAACCGAUGUCUAUAGUUUUGGUGUUGUUUUGGUUGAGUUGAUCUCUGGGCGGAAGGCAAUUGAUAGAACCCGAACCAGCGGUGAAAUCUGUAUGGCUUUAUGGGCACGACGGUUACUCCGUAGUAAGAAGUUCAAAGAAAUAGCUGACCCGCUCAUGAAAGGACAGUAUCCAUAUCGCGGACUUGUCCAAGCUCUUGGGCUUGUGAAGAUGUGUAUACAUCGAAAGUUUAUCAAAAGACCUCCUAUAGCAGAAGUUGUGACUACUCUUUCGAAAAUAGCCUCACAAAUUUACGAAGAAGAACGGGGUACAACCGAAGCUGGUGUACAACGGAAUCUGGUCAAUUUACUCCAUCAACCAUGCUGCAGGACACAAGUAGUAGUAGAGUAG